AUGGUCUUCUUCGGGUCGCCAGUGGGGCCCGGAGCCGGGCGCGGAGCCCCUGACAGUGCAGACUUCCAGCGGCAGCAGAAUGAGUGCCGAGGCAAGUGCCCGGCCUCUGCGAGCCACCGGAGGUGGUUGGAGGUGAUUGGAAAAGGCGCCGUGGCGUAUGUUGGAGCCACCCUCUUUGCUACUGGCAAAUGGGUAGGUGUGAUCCUGGAUGAAGCAAAAGGCAAGAAUGACGGAACCGUCCAAGGCAGGAAGUACUUCACUUGCGAUGAAGGACACGGCAUCUUUGUGCGCCAGUCCCAGAUACAGGUAUUUGAAGAUGGAGCGGAUACUACUUCACCAGAGACACCUGAUUCUUCUGCCUCAAAGGUCCUCAGAAGAGAGGGAACUGACUCAAACCCAAAGACCAGCAAACUGCCCACCCGCCCAGCCAGCACGGGGGUGGCCGCAGCCAGGGGCUCCCUGGGCCCCUCUGGCGCAGCGUCGGCGGGUGAGCAGAGCAGCAGUGAGCCCAGCACCCCAGCUCAGACUCCGCUGGCAGGGCCCAUCAUCCCCACGGCGGCCCGCACCUCCCCUGGAGCAGCGCUCCCACUUCCUUCCCCCUCUAAGGAAGAGGAGGGCCUGAGGGCCCAGGUGCGGGACCUGGAGGGGAAACUGGGGACCCUGCGGCUGAAACGUGCAGAAGACAAGGCAAGACUGAAAGAGCUGGGGAAGCACGAGAUCCAGCUGGAGCGGGUGCAGGAAUGGAAAAGCAAAAUGCAAGAGCAGCAGGCAGACCUGCAGCGGCGCCUCAAGGAGGCUCGCGAGGAAGCCAAGGAGGCCCUAGAGGCAAAGGAACGCUACAUGGAGGAGAUGGCUGACACUGCUGAUGCCAUCGAGAUGGCCGCUCUGGACAAGGAGAUGGCCGAAGAGCGGGCCGAGUCCCUACAGCAGGAGGCCGAGGUGCCGAGGGAACGUGUGCAAGAGCUCACUACUGACUUGGAAAGCCUCAAAGUUGAGAUUGAAGAGAAGGGCUCAGAUGGUGCCGCAUCCAGUUAUCAGCUCAAGCAGCUUGAGGAGCAGAAUGCCCGCUUAAAGGAUGCCCUGGUGAGAAUGCGGGAUCUUUCUUCCUCAGAGAAGCAGGAGCACGGGAAACUCCAGAAGCUCAUGGAAAAGAAGAACCAAGAGCUGGAAGUUGUGAGGCAACAGCGGGAGCGUCUGCCGGAGGAGCUGGGCCAGGCAGAGCGCACCACUGAUGAGCUCAAGGAGCAGGUCGAUGCUGCUCUGGGGGCGGAGGAGAUGGAUACACUGACAGACCGGAACCUGGAUCUGGAAGAGAAAGUGCGCAGGAAGGAAACGGUGGGGGACUUGGAAGCAAUAAAUGAAAUGAACGAUGAACUGCAGGAGAAUGCACGUGAGACAGAACUGGAGCGGCGGGAGCAGCUAGAUAUGGCAGGUGCACCGGUCCGGGAUGCCCAGAAGCGUGCGGAAGCAGCCCAGGAGACCGUCGCGGACUAUCAGCAAACCAUCAAGAAGCACCGCCAGCUGACCGCCCACCUGCAGGAUGUGAAUCGGGCUCUGACAAACCAGCAGGAAGCUUCUGUGGAAAGGCAGCAGCAGCCACCUCCGGAGACUGACUUCAAGAUCAAGUUUGCCGAGACUAAGGCUCAUGCUAAGGCAAUUGAAAUGGAAUUGAGGCAGAUGGAGGUGGCCCAGGCCAACCGGCACAUGUCCCUGUUGACAGCCUUCAUGCCCGACAGUUUCCUUCGGCCAGGUGGGGACCAUGACUGCGUUCUGGUGCUGCUGUUCAUGCCUCGUCUCAUUUGCAAGGCAGAGCUAAUCCGGAAGCAGGCCCAGGAAAAGUUUGAAUUAAGUGAGAGCUGUUCAGAGUGGCCAGGACUUCGAGGAGCUUCAGGGGAGCAGCUCAGCUUUGCUGCUGGGCUGGUGUAUUCACUGAGUCUGCUGCAGGCCACACUCCAUCGUUACGAGCACGCCCUCUCUCAGUGCAGUGUGGACGUGUAAGAACAACCUGAGGACAGUACCAUGCAGCUGGCUGACCACAUGUUUACCCAGAGUGCCCUGGGCUGCGUGAGUGUGGAGGUGGGUCGGCUACGGGCCUUCUUGCAGGGUGGGCAGGAGGCUUCAGAUAUUGCCCUCCUGCUCCAGGACCUGGAAACUUCGUGCAGUGAUACCCGCCAGUUCUGCAAGAAGAUCCGGCGGCGGAUGCCAGGGACGGAUGCGCCUGGGAUCCCAGCUGCACUGGCCUUUGGACCACAGGUAUCCGACACACUCCUUGACUGCAGAAAACACUGGAUGUGGGUCGUGGCGGUGCUACAGGGGGUGGCAGCAGCCGCUGCCCAGCUCAUUGCCCCACUGGCAGAGAACGAGGGGCUGCCUGUGGCUGCCUUGGAGGAGCUGGCUUUCAAAGCAAGCGAGCAUAUCUACGGGACCCCCUCCGGCAACCCCGAUGAGUGUCUGCGGCAGUCGUGCAGCCCCCUCAUCAGAACUAUGAACAGGUUGGCCACAGCCAUGCAGGAGGGGGAGUACGGUGCCGCGCCCCCUAGAAAGCCUCCCCCAGGUGAGCGGCGGGCUGCAGCUCUUCGUGCACAGAUCACGGAUGCUGAAGGCCUGGGUUUGAAGCUUGAGGAUCGAGAGACAGUUAUUAAAGAGCUGAAGAAGUCACUGAAAAUCAAGGGGGAAGGGCUCAGUGAGGCCAAUGUGCGUCUGAGCCUCCUGGAGAAGAAGCUGGACAGUGCUGCCAAGGAUGCAGAUGAGCGCAUUGAGAAAGUCCAGACUCGGCUGGAGGAGACCCAGACGCUGCUGCGGAAGGAGGAGAAAGAGUUUGAGGAGACCAUGGAUGCACUUCAGGCCGACAUCGACCAGCUGGAGGCAGAGAAGGCUGAGUUAAAGCAGCGAUUGAACAGCCAGUCCAAGCGCAUGAUUGAGGGGCGCUGGGGGCCCCCUCCCUCGGGUAUUGCCACGCUGGUCUCUGGCAUUGCUGGGGGAGGUGCCCCUGGGCAGGCUCCGGGGUCUGUGCCUGGCCCAGGGCUGGUGAAGGACUCACCCCUGCUGCUUCAGCAGAUCUCAGCCAUGAGGCUGCACAUCUCCCAGCUCCAGAAUGAGAACAGCGUCCUCAAGGGAGCCAAGAUGAAGGCAUCCUUAGCAGCCCUGCCCCCUCUGCACGUGGCCAAACUCUCUCUCCCGCCCCAGGAGGGCCCUGGCAGUGAGCUUGAUGGAGCGCUGUAUCGUAAGACCAACCAGCUGCUGGAGAUGUUGAAUCAGUUGAGCGCACACACCCAUGUGGUGGACAUCACUUGCUCCCACCCUGCUGCCAAGAGCCCGUCGGCCCAGCUCCUGGAGCAGGUGGCUCAGCUCAAGUCCCUAAGCGACACCUUUGAGAAGCUCAAGGAUGAGGUUCUUAAGGAGACUGUAUCUCAGCGCCCUGGAGCCACGGUCCCCACUGACUUUGCCACCUUCCCUUCAUCAGCCUUCCUCAGGGCCAAGGAAGAGCGGCAGGAUGACGCUGUGUACAUGGGCAAAGUGACCUUCCCGUGCGCGGCUGGCCUUGGGCAGCGGCACCGGCUGGUGCUCACCCAGGAGCGGCUGCGCCAGCUUCUCCUAAAUGCUUCUUCCCUCACUGCCGGCGGCUGCCCGCAGCCCUCCUGGAGCCGCUCCUCCUGCUGCGUGGCCACCAGGCGGCCCCCGGGGAGAACCGCGUGUGCCGGCUCUUCCUGCCCCACUCGGCGUCACGCCCCCCCGCGGUGCACCGCCCCUGCCCCUUGA
Cervus elaphus (red deer) is the source of this 3759-nucleotide messenger RNA. RefSeq names its product dynactin subunit 1-like. The record is from RefSeq and is a predicted model, not a curated record. Gene Ontology annotation, cellular component: kinetochore; axon; microtubule associated complex. Gene Ontology annotation, biological process: nuclear migration; establishment of mitotic spindle orientation. NCBI's taxonomy places the organism in Eukaryota, Metazoa, Chordata, Mammalia, Artiodactyla, Cervidae.